Microplitis mediator is the source of this 1379-nucleotide messenger RNA. RefSeq lists its product as uncharacterized. The coding region runs from base 140 to 1306 and encodes 388 amino acids. Gene Ontology annotation, biological process: proteolysis. NCBI's taxonomy places the organism in Eukaryota, Metazoa, Arthropoda, Insecta, Hymenoptera, Braconidae. The transcript has 10 exons. The record is from RefSeq and is a predicted model, not a curated record. Gene Ontology annotation, molecular function: metalloendopeptidase activity.
CAAAGUAGGGGAAGUGUGAGUUUCGCGGUUCAACUGCUGAGCAAAAGUGGGGGUACAGGAAUUCUUAGAAUUAUAUUCCCCUACACCCCUGUAGGCGGACUUAUAACGUGAUUCGACUGAACUAUACUUUACUGCCCAUAUGUCCACCCUAAAAGCUCCCACUGACCGAUCACCAGCCGCCUACGUACAGUCUCUGGAGUCUGUUGGAGCCAAGGCAAACAUCAAACGUUCCUGGCUCAUGUCUGUUUUCUUGAUAUUUUACAAGUAUAUAAGCAUAUGGCAACAACGCAGUACCAAUUUUGCAUUAAAGUUACAACAAAUCAAAGUUAAUAAUCUUGACAUAAAAAUGAAUAAUUUAAUCAUGAAAUUAAGAAUAACGCUGGUAAUAUUCUCCACCAUUUUGUUCGUCGAUUCUCACUCGAUUAAUAAACGCUCAUCGCCAACUGAAGGCAUGAUAAUUGGACCAGAUACUCCAGUUUACUAUUUAGAAUAUCCAUAUGAUGAUUAUUUGAAAGUUAAUUUUCUUCUGAACAAAUUCGAAGCAUCGCCUUCGUACAACUACUAUCGUAAUCCAAAAAACAAAUCCAACGGCACACUUUUUGUGAAGGUACUAGUCGUCGAAGAUUGGGAUAGUGGACUCGAUCACAGAACAGAAGAAAAUAUUCUUGAAGAAGUUCUGACAAAAUGGAAUAAAGUGGAUAAAUAUUUUGAACAACUUGAUAAUCCUAAAAUAAAAUUGGCUAUUGCUGGAGUCGUCAUACCAACAAAAUCACAUAUAUGGGGAACAACGAUAGUCACUGAGACAAUAAUAUGGCCUGAGAACAACGAUACGUUUACUAUAACCUCUAAUACUUAUCAACUCCCUUCGUACCUAAAUAAUAUGACGAAGUGGUUCAAUGAUAAUGGUGAUCGGUUUGAAGGUCUUAACUAUGAUUUUUUUAUAGUCGUGUCGCGCUGGAAGUUGGUUCUUUCAAACGACGCCAAGUUAUUUUCGACUUACAGCUCGAUGUCAUUUGUCUGUGAUACUAAAAAUAGUCCCAAUUAUCAUUCAGUAGGAGGAAUCGUGUACAAUAAUCGUAAUUUUAUCCAAAAUACAGCCUACACUAUCGCUCGGAUAUUGGGAGUUAACGCAGAUCAAAUAUUGGGAUGUGAAAGUGGUCAUAUAAUGGAUUGGUCCGGAAACCAUAUUGACGGAACUUGGUCUGAAUGUUCUAAAAGAUUCUUUAGAUCGAUGGUCAACAGUAGCAGCGCAUACACUUGUUUGCAUCAAAUACCUUAUGAUCAAGAUGAAGACGAUUACUCGUGAUUUAGUUCAAGCUUUCAAAUAAAAUUUUAUACUUGAAGCGAAAUUCUUUUAGCUUUAGUAAAUAAUCAUGUAC